Pseudomyrmex gracilis is the source of this 1194-nucleotide messenger RNA. Its product is annotated as odorant receptor Or2-like. Gene Ontology annotation, biological process: detection of chemical stimulus involved in sensory perception of smell; sensory perception of smell. Gene Ontology annotation, cellular component: plasma membrane. The coding region runs from base 1 to 1194 and encodes 397 amino acids. The record is from RefSeq and is a predicted model, not a curated record. The transcript has 5 exons. Gene Ontology annotation, molecular function: olfactory receptor activity; odorant binding. NCBI's taxonomy places the organism in Eukaryota, Metazoa, Arthropoda, Insecta, Hymenoptera, Formicidae.
AUGGGGAGCGAACCUAUAGAUGACACCGGCACAACCGCUUAUUUAGCUCACNACGAGUACAGUAUUAAAAUAAUUCGUUGGAUUCUGAAAGCGAUUAGUUUGUGGCCGAGCACCGCCGGCACUUCGAUCGUCGACAAGAUUCGUUCCGAGUUUCAGAUACUCACAUGUUACUUUCUGAUGUUCGGCACGAUGAUACCCAGCGGUCUCGGUAUCUUUAUCGAAUCGCAAGAGACGUACGAGGUUAAAUUGCGCAGCUUCGGUCCGCUCACCUUUUGGUUCAUGGCGAUUGUAAAUUAUUCCUUUCUUCUCAUGCACAUCGACGACAUACGCGGCUGCGUGGAGCACGUGAAAACGGACUGGCGAAUCGUCAGGAGACACGAGGAUCAACAAGUGAUGCUGAAGAACGCCAGGAUAGGCCAAUUUAUUGCCGGAUUUUGCGUCAUAUUCAUGCACAGCGGUGUGUUCUCGUUCAACAUGGUUCGCUUUUUUUCCACGGACAUCAUUUACGUGGACAACAGCAGUGUGGUGGUGCGCGCGCUACCUUAUCCUUUCUACAGCAAGAUCCUAAACGCGCACUCUAGCCCGGCAUACGAGAUCGUGUUUCUUCUGCAAUGUCUCUCGACCUUCGUCGUCAAUUCCGUCACGGUCGCCGCGUGCGGCUUAUCAGCGGUUUUUGUAAUGCACGCGUGCGGCCAGCUGAGAAUAUUGAUGCUUCGGCUCGACAAUCUCGUGGACAAAAAAAACAUAGAGAAGACUUUGGUGAACCAAAAAUUUGCCAUCAUUAUUGAACAUCACCUGAGAGUCUUAAGACUUGUAAUUCGUACGGAAAGAAUUACAAAUAUAAUAUGUCUUGUGGAAUUAGUCGGAUGCACGAUGCACAUAUGUCUCUUAGGAUAUUAUUGCAUUAUGGAUUGGAUUCACGAUAACAAGCAGAAUAUUGUGACGUAUUGUUUAAUAUUAACUUCUGUUACUUUCAAUAUUUUUAUAUUUUGUUACAUCGGAGAAAUUCUCUCUGAACAGGGCGGACAAGUCGGUAAAUCUGCCUACAUGACAAAUUGGUAUCUCUUACCUGAAAAAACAGCACUCGGACUCGUUUUGAUCAUUUUAAGAUCUAACGCUGCUCUCAAACUUACUGCCGGAAACUUUGUUCAACUUUCAUUUAGUACUUUCGGUGAUAUAUUAGGAUAUGCCUAA